CACAAACACCCAAAAAAGAGAGAAUAUGAUUCUCUGCUUCUCAAGUUUCUGCUACUUUUGCAGCUCUCUCACUUCUCAUCGGAGCUGAAUUUCAUCAAUUUUCUCCAUUGAAGAAGCCUAUACGUACACAUAUACAUACAAUUUGCUGAAAAUGGCUGACAAGCCGAGCCGAGCUCUGGUACUGUACGGAGACGGGUUGGCCCGAUCCAUCAGCCCGACCCAAACCCAUCUCCACACGUUCGCUUCUCGGGCCUACUGCGGUUUCAUGGCUCUCCCAAAUGCCCCUCCUUCAGAAAACGAGGAUGCGAGGAUAAUUAGGGAAUUCGCUGAGCUAGUUGAUGCAAAUGAGGCAUUUGAAAACUUGGAUGUGAAAAGUGAAGAUAAGAAUCAAAAACCAAGCCCUUUCCCAAGUAUAGGCGAGAGGUUUAUGGGCAUGAAGGCAGCCAUAAUCACCGACAAUUUAGGUCUCAAGUAUUUUGGGGAUGCUCUCGGUUUCAAAGUAUUUCAAUGGAAUGAAAUAUGCAGUAAAACUCAUUGUAUAACCGAGUCCCCACUUUUGGCCUCUGAUCUGUUGAAAUUGCUUGGGUUUCAAGAUGGGAAGACACAGGAAAACUUCCUCUUUGAUUUAGUUUUUGUUCACUUGGAAGCUAGCAAAAAUGAAAAUGGUCUUAAGGACUUGGAAUUUUUGGACCGUUUGGUUGGUGACUUAUUGCACACUGCAGGACCCGAAACCGAUGUGGGAUCUCGUCUGCACAUGUCCGUUGUUUUGAGUUAUGGGGCUACUUCAGGAGAUAGUGAUUUGGAAUUCUCAUUUGUUGAUGCUAAAUCCAAGAGCAAUGCUGAAACUUUACCUUUUUACCCACGCCAAAGUUACAUGAUGAAAUCAGGCAAGCCAAGGGAAAAUAUCAGGCAACACUGUCCAAUGCUACUUGCCCAGUAUCAGAAGGCAGUGACUCGUGUGGAUAUGGUUAAGUCUUUCUCCUUCAGGGAUUUUGUUGAGAAUGGUGGAAACCUGGUUAUACCAGCCGACAGGUUCCUACACGAAGUGGCGUUUAAGCUUUGGAAGGCACCAAAAUAUGGCGCGUGAGAAUUCGUGAGCUUGAACAAGUGCAGAGGCUCACUCGAUAUUGAACUUUUUUUUGGGUAUGCACUGAUCAGUUUUGCGAUAGUUUUUAUCAUUUUAAAAGUCUCCUGAACGAGCUUUUGAUGCUAAUAAGGAACCCGUGUAUUUUGUCGAACUUGCACUAUUGGUAAAACGAUUAUUCUAAUUUUCCAGCUAUGAGCUACCUUGAGAAACCAAAGUUUACUCUGUUUCAUCUUGUUAGUUUAUACAUUUCACUUCGAUGCAAGAUCGUAAUAGCUGAUUUUCAGUUGGUCGUGAUUAACAUAAUGGUUGAUACUCGCAACAUCUCAAAAUGAAAUAGCUG
Molecule: messenger RNA, 1427 nt
Organism: Striga asiatica
Lineage: Eukaryota; Viridiplantae; Streptophyta; Magnoliopsida; Lamiales; Orobanchaceae
Source: the annotation of a GenBank genome assembly